AUGGAAGCCUUCAACUUCGCGACGUCACUCGACCUGACGGAGCUGUCGGUGCAUGUGAAGAUAGACCGUCUAGAUGGAAACCAGAAGCAGAUACCCUAUUCAGUGCUGCUGAGGCGGCCAGAGCUCAGGCACCGAGCUUCCAACAUCAACCCCCACUUCGAGCUCUAUGCGACUGCACAGAUGUGGGCAGACAGCAAGCCCCUCACCAUCCCCGUACAGACCGCAUACAAGUCGUUUAAGAACGCACGCAUAUGGAACGAGUGGCUCGAACUGCCCGUCACCUAUGCAAAUCUCCCCGCCUCGGCGCAGCUCGCCAUCACACUCUGGGACCUGUCACCCCUCGAAGACACCGACUCGAACAUGCACGCUGUACCCUUCGGCGGCACCACCAUACCGCUGUUCGACAAGGACAACACGCUGCAGAAGGGCCGGCAGCGAUGUCGAAUACACCGUCACAAGGCAGCCGAUGGCCUGUCGAACACCACUACCCCGUCGGUGAUAGCGCCUGCCCGCAAGAGUCGAAAGGCGCCUGCGCUGGAGGGUACAGUGGACGAGCAGGUUGCUGAGAUGCAGAGGCUGGAAGACCUGCUGAAGAAGCAGGAGAUGGGUGACCUGCCGACCAACACGUGGCUCGAUAACCUCGUCUAUAAGAAGAUGAUGAAGAUUCGGAGCGAUGCGCUCAAGGCCGAAGCAGCUGCGCUCAACCGUCAGAAGGACAUGAACGGCAACGGCAACGGCAGCGGCAGCGGCAGCGGCAGCACUGACAGCAGUGAAGACCUGGAAUUGUUCUACCUCGACAUCGAGUUUCUACGGUUCGACCACGCCAUCGUCUUUACCGAUGUUGAGUAUCCGCCACCUCCAGUCUCAGACCUACGGCUGCCAGCAGAGUCAGAUGUUCGAUUACGGCCGCCACCGGAAGUAUCCUUUGGCCCCGGCAUUGAUGUCGAUGGCAUUGGUUAUGGAGACGCCGAUGCCGGCAGGCUCAUCAAGAUCUACGACCCUGAAAUCGGACGACGAGUCAACCCUGCCGAGGACAAACACCGUGAACUGAUGCGCAGUCAACAGACAGACUCCCUGGAUCGAGAUAGGAAGCCUAACGUCCAUGUCCGCGACAAGUUGAAUCUGUUGAUGGCCAAGGGCCCACUCGAGGAGAUCACAUCACAUGAACGAGACGAUAUCUGGAAGUUCAGGUACUUCCUGCUCCGCGACAAGCGUGCUUUGACCAAGUUCGUCAAGUGCGUAAACUGGAAGAAUCCGAGGGAAGCACGCCAAGCAGCUCCUUUGCUCGACAAGUGGGCCGAGAUCGACGUGGACGACGCACUUGAGCUGCUUGGUCCUCAUUUUGACCACCCAGUAGUGCGAAGCUAUGCUGUCGAACGCCUUAAGAAGGCGGACGAUGAAGAGCUGCAGCUGUACCUCCUCCAGCUUGUACAAGCCCUGAAGUAUGAAGCGGCCGGAGAAGGCGACGACUCCUCCCUUGCACGCUUUCUGGUUACCCGAGCAGCAAGCAGCUUCGCGCUGGGUAACUUCUUCCACUGGUACCUGAUGGUCGAGAUCAGCGAUAUGAGCACUGACCAGGAGCCUGAGCACCGCGACCUCUUCGCAAAAGUCGAGUACGACUUCAUGGUCGAGCUCGAGAAGACGCCGGAAGGCGUCGAGACUCGUAACACUUUCCGCCGCCAAGGUGAGCUGCUUACCAUCUUGGCCAAGAUCUCGAAAGACGUACGCUUCGGCGGCGGCGAUCGACCCACGAAACUUGCACGUCUCAAGAAAGCCCUCGCCGACCCCAAGAACGAACUCACAAACUUCGACCCCCUUCCCCUCCCUCUCGAUCCUUCGGUCUAUAUCACCGGCAUCGACCCCGAAAAUUGCAACGUGCUGAAGUCCUCACUCCUGCCCAUAGUCCUCAACUUGCGCACCAGCCACUCGCAAAAGUAUCCUAUCAUCUUCAAGUUCGGCGACGACCUGCGCCAGGAUCAACUCGUGAUCCAAAUCAUCACGCUCAUGGAUCGACUUCUGCGCAAAGAGAACCUCGACCUAAAACUUACACCCUAUCGCAUUCUCGCCACCUCCACCUCCGCGGGUGCUUUCCAAUUUGUACCCUCGAUGAGCAUCGCAGCCGCGUGCCAGAAACAUAAAGGCUCACUGCUCGCAUACCUGCGCGCCAACAACCCCGACCCACACGCUGAUCUAGGUGUUAAGAAAGAGGCAAUGGACACGUACAUCAAGUCCUGCGCAGGCUACUGUGUCAUUACAUACCUACUGGGUGUAGGAGAUCGGCAUCUGGACAACUUGCUUAUUGCACCCACUGGCGCUUUCUUCCACGUCGACUUCGGAUACAUCCUCGGCCGCGACCCUAAGCCUUUCGCUCCGCAAAUGAAACUCUGCCGCGAGAUGAUCGAGGGCAUGGGCGGUGCUACACAUCCUAACUAUCUCAGCUUCAAGGAGUAUGCGUUCACGGCCUGGUCUACGCUCCGCAAGUCCUCCAACCUGCUGCUUAACCUGUUCGCGCUCAUGCAGGGCGCGAAUAUCCCUGAUAUCAAGGUUGAGCGCGAAGGGUCGGUAAGGAAGGUCCAGGAGAGAAUGUGGAUGGGCAAGAGCGAAGGGGAGGCAGCAGAGAUGUUCGACCGGCUUGUGGAGGAGAGCAUGGGCGAUUGGAAGGCCGGGGUUAUCGAUUGGGCGCACGAGUUCGUGCAGACUUAUUGGCGCAAAUAG
Messenger RNA from Macroventuria anomochaeta, 2715 nucleotides. Its product is annotated as phosphatidylinositol 3-kinase. The coding region runs from base 1 to 2715 and encodes 904 amino acids. Gene Ontology annotation, molecular function: 1-phosphatidylinositol-3-kinase activity. The record is from RefSeq and is a predicted model, not a curated record. Gene Ontology annotation, biological process: endocytosis; phosphatidylinositol-3-phosphate biosynthetic process; phosphatidylinositol-mediated signaling. The transcript has 3 exons. Gene Ontology annotation, cellular component: membrane; phagophore assembly site; cytoplasm. NCBI's taxonomy places the organism in Eukaryota, Fungi, Ascomycota, Dothideomycetes, Pleosporales, Didymellaceae.